UGCUUUUGGCCUAGAGAUCUAAUUUUGAAGUCUUGAUAUUGUUAUAACUGUGGAGGCAAUGCAGAUAGGGGAAUUGUGUGUGUGUGUAAUCAGCUGACACAGAUAACAGUGGCGAGUGCUUGGCAACCAUUCAGCAUAGAUUUGUGUUGUAAACAGUACUGAGGCCAGUCACAUAGGAUGGGUUAGGUGACAUCCAGAAUGGACAAGUGAAGCUCUAUCGGUUUUGAGAAGGGAACCUUUGUAAAGAGAGAAGGUGACAGUCAAAAUGGUUUGGUUUGGAUUCAAAGUGAGGACACUUCACAAGUACGAGACAAAGUCAAGUUCAGUACAGUGAGUCCAGUGUGAAGGUGGUACAGAACAGUUGAAUCCAGUUCGAGCCUGGGAUGAGGUGGAGAGGCCAGUAGAGUUUGGUACAUCAGUAUGGUUAUCUACUUUGAAGCAUUUGUACUUUCAUUGUUACAUGUUGUCAGUGGUUCAGUAUUGGCUGUGAUUUAUUAGUCAUUAGUUACUUUACACAUUAUUUGGAGCCAUGACUUCUCAAGCUCUUUGAGUUCUCAAUGAUGCAUUGUGCAGAGUAUUUAUUUGUGUCUGAAUAUAGACAGAUGUUACAAUAUUUAAAUCUAGUAGUGCUUAUUGAACUUUAGAUAGAGUAGUUUAUUUAUUCCGGACAUUACAUGAAUUUUGGACAACUUGAAGUGUUGAUUUUACCUCGUUUUGACGCGAUUAAUUUGCAAAAGUGAGGGUUUGUGCACUGUGCAUGUCCAUUUUCAAUCAAUUCUAUGUCACUUUCGUUCGUUUUCAAUAUUUUCCAGACAGUAUACAUCAUUUUUAAAGUUGCAUGAUCUUUGAAUCAGCUUGUUGACUUUAAAAUCAUUCUGUAUAAAUAAAUAUAGAAAUACUGUAAAAUGUUUGACAUUAUUGUUCUAACAGAAGGUUACACCCAGCUGGACUAGCAAGGAACUGUUAGAUCAUGUAGCACCAUCACACUACUAAAAGGUCCCCACCGCAACAUUAUUGUUAAUACUGGGAACCCUUCGGAAAGGGACUUACUUCUCAAAGCUUUGAGUGACCAGGGUUUGAAACCUGAAGACAUCCACUAUGUUAUUUGCUUAAAUGGACACAUAGAACAGAUUGGCAACCUCAACCUCUUCUCUAGAGCUGUCCAAUGUGUGGGCUAUGAUAUUUGUCAACAUGAUCAGUACUUACUGCAUGAGUUGAAAAAGGUCUUAUUUGUUCUUCCUGCAGGGGAUGCCCUUCAACAUAGAUGAGGAUGUAGAAAUAGGGCCAACACCUGGUCAUACAGGAAAUGAUGUGUCGGUGGUGGUGAAGAAGGCCAAUCUUGGAGUAUCAGCAGGGGGGAUUUAUUUUAUUGUGAAGGUGACCUUUUCUCCCCCUCCCUUUGGCUGAAAAAUAGUGAGCGACCACAUCUCCAGGUGCAAUCAAGAUAUACCAUAUUGGAGAUGGCUGACUUUAUCAUACCAGGACAUGGACCUACGUUUAAGGUUGAACUAAAGGAGCAAAAAAGAACUAAAGAAAACUUUAGGAAGAGAAUGCGUGAAGUAAAGGAACUGGAUAUAACAGCUGACAAUCUGGUCAAGUCUCUAGAAAGUUUAUUGAAAGAAAAAGGGCAUGAGGUGAAACAGGAGCAGCAGAGAAACAGAGAGCUGGAUGCCAAAUUUAAGAAUCUACUCCAGGAGAAAGAAAGUAUUGAAGCUCAGCUUCAAAAAAUACUUGAUAAUCAUUACACAGAGAAGUCAGAGUUGAGUUCUAAGAUUAAAAGUCUUCAAGAAGAGAAAAAAACCCUCAAAGAUGUCAAAGAGCAAAACAAACAAUGUGAACAUUUGAGCGACUCUGACAGCACUGAAGUAGAUCUAGACAGUUCAAUUUUCCUGCAGGAAGACGUGGGAUGGCAGCCAAUAGACCAUGAACAACCUAGCAGCCAUUCCGUAAAAAAGGUUCAAGACCAGAAAAACAAGCGGUACUUAGAAAAAGCUCAAGCUAGGAGUGAAGAGAACUUGAGAAACACAAGCAAUGAAGUUAGUAACAUAAAGUCAAGGUUGAUAGAUGUGGAGCAUGAAAAAAUCAUGCUAGUGAAACAGCUGACACAAUUUAGAUCAAAAUACAACUACAUAACCAGACAGAAAGACAAAGAAAUCCAGAGACUCAAAAGUGAACUGGAGCGUGUACAAAUUACAACUUGUGGAUUGUUCUUUGCAUUAUCAUUACAUGAUACAUUUCAUGUGAGGACAAAGAAUCCGCUACUAGCCCUAAACUUUUAUAAACUCAAUAGAGCAUCACAUCUUAAUUUAAUAUACUCCAGCUAUAUCGUGCUUUGGUAUUCAAUGUAUUCUAAUGUUUAAAAUAAAAAAGCUAAAUAAAAUUUUUUCUUUUUUUUU
This is a messenger RNA of Biomphalaria glabrata, 2396 nucleotides long. RefSeq lists its product as uncharacterized. The transcript has 17 exons. NCBI's taxonomy places the organism in Eukaryota, Metazoa, Mollusca, Gastropoda, Planorbidae. The record is from RefSeq and is a predicted model, not a curated record. Bases 1461 to 2360 code for a protein of 299 amino acids.